GAGCACGGCCCUCCAGCCAGUUCCUUAUCCAACGAUAAUACCCAACAUAUAUGUAUGUUUAUUCUAGACAUGUAUACUUAGCAUAUUUACAGUUAUCAUGAGAUAUCCUGAUGUUGCCUUUAUACAAUAUGAUACACAGUUAUGUAGCAAAAUUAAAAUUCAUUCUACACCUGCGUGUUAUCCUUAAAGAACUCUGGAGUUCUUACUGAUACCAAGAAAUUUAAAAAGCUCAGAGGUGUCCAUUUUUAAAUAUUUAUGUUUCAUUCUUUUACACCGCUUAUGUUUCAUCCAUGAAUGUAUUGUAUCUUCCAUGUAAGUCAUUUAAUUUACUUCCAGGUGUAGGAAAAAGAAACACUGAUUAAUAAUGAAGUCACCAGUCCUGUGUUCACUGAGAAAAUAAUUUGUAUUCUCCAAUUCAUCUUCCAGGUUUGCUUUGGAAAGGAUAAUCUAAGAAAACAAUUUCCUGGUUGGCAUAUAUUAGGAGUGUACUCAUACUUUAGUGAGUUGAACAGUGGGACAAAGUGGGCUUGAACCUUUGCAAGGCUAUUUCUUUGAGUUCAUUCUAUUUGUUUUAAAGAAAAUAUCAAAUCCUCUUUCCCAGACCAAAUUGACUGAAUAUUCCUAAACUGCCUGCUCCAAGCCACAGUCAGCCCACUACUCCACAGACUUCUUCUCUAAGCUUUUUUCAGGAUUCCAGGGGGAAAUUCAAAAAAAUUCCUGUCCAUAUUCUCUCUCUCUUUUUUUUUUUUCCCUAGACUUCCUGGGGCAAGAGGUGGGGGGAGGCCGUAGGUAUAUUACAGAGGUUACAGGCACCUAAAUCUUCAUAAAAAUAGAUGGGAAUUAAAAAUUUAUUCCACUGUAUGGCAAUGUCCUUUUGCUAUGGCAAGUCUUUGGGGGUAUUUGAGCAAUAGCUAGAUAUAUCAGUUUCAGCUUCCAAAACAUAAGUAAUUCUUAUGAACACCUUAAAGGAGUUGUUCCUUUGUAAGCAGGACAUGGGAAUUCCAUAGAUCAAUUAAUAACUGUAUGGAUAUGUAAGCAGGAGAUUUAUCACUUUAAUAACAGCAUGUAUAUUCACAUCUGAGAUCUAUCACUGUGUCACACAGCUUUAUUGCAGCCAAAGGCUGGUUAAGAUUUUGAGGGGUUGUAGAAUAGUCCUGCUAGAAGGACGACCUAUUAACAGAGAUUAAUCUUUCUUCAGCAGCAUAAAAAGUCCAGUUUCUUUGAGUAAAGCAGUAAUUAUACAUAUUGAGAAAGCUUUGUCUUUCAGAGAUCCAAACCAUGUCAUUCUGUACCAGCAGUACAAAACAUAUCUAGGUUUCUCUCUUAGGUACUUGUUCUUUGGCUUUAAUUUGAUGUUAGCUUUUUUUAUAUAUUAGCUGUGUCUGCAUGUUUAUGUCCUACAUAUAUAGCCUUAAUUUUUUUCACUUGUAUUUAUUUCCUGCUUAAAACAGCAAAAACACUCCACCCACUUCUGAACUGGAUUUUUCAAGCUUUUGUUUUGCACAGAGACAUGUAAUUGUGUUUGGGGUUUAGAGACUACAGUCAUUCCAGCCACUUGUUUCUGCAAAGGAGCAUAAUGACUUCUUACAUCUAUCUUAAAUGAAGAGAGACAGCUAUACCCCAGAGCUGCAGUGAGGUUUAUCUGACCCAUAAUUUUACAGCAUUAUAAACCACACUUCAGCUGAAACUUCAGGGCUAGCAAAACAAUAAAGAUCUUGGUUCAGCACUGCGAUAUAGUGGGUUUUCCUCCUGGUGAUGUCAUUUCUGUUGCUCUAGAGGUAGGAAAUGCAUUGAGAUUUUUGAAAGGCUUUUGCUCUUUACUCUUUGGCUAAUUGAGCAGCUUCAGGAGGAUGUUCAGAGUUUGUAUACUAUAUGCACCAGACUUGUAUGCACACUGAUUAAGCUACAUACUCAGGUUGCGUACAGAUAGUUUUGGAAUGUGGGUGAGAAAAGUACAAAUGCAAUUUUAGUUACAAUCUGCUGAGUCAGUAGAAUGCCCAGCUCAGCUGGACUAGGAAUUUGGAAUGAUGUCUAUUGGAUCAUCUUGGCACUGGAACAGACUGCCCAGAGAAGUUAUGGAUGCCCCUCCCCUGGAGGCACUCAAGGUCAGGUGGGGCCCUGGACCCUAAUUCAGUGGAUUGCAAUCAGUCCAUGGCAGGGGAGUUGGAAUUGGAUGGGCUUUGAGGUCCCUAUCAACCUAUGCCAUUCUAUGAUCUUAAACUUUGCUGUGACUAUUCAUUAACCUUUCCUAUUAUCUGUGUUUUCUUUCAUUUGCUCAUUGCAUCUGGUGAUACAAACUAGAGCUGCACAAUGGCCAUGAGUGAGAAUGUUUAAUACCAAGGGCAAUUUUAAAAAACAAAAACAGAGUAUAUAGCAAAGUAUUUCUGCUUCAAAAAUUAACUAUGUUCAUCUGGAAUGCCCUCAGUAAUCCUUCUGCAAUAGAAUUACCUUAUUUUCUUUAAAAAACCUUUGGUCAUCUCAGAAAACUAUUGAAGUAGUCUCAGUAACUUACUUACGCCUUAUCACUUUGCUAUUAAUAUGGAUUUCUAACAGUCUGUGAGGAAAAAGUCAUUUCAUGGUAAUUAAGAGGUCAGGAAUUACAAUUCUUAAUUAAAAAAUAAACAUCAACUCUUUCUAAGAUUGGUAUUGCAUAUUCUAGGCCCUGAGGCCUUCAUAAGAUAAAUUCCAUGCAAGUUUUAUGCAAAUUGAAAUCCACGUUUGUCUAGGUAAUUUCACUUUGUUAUAAAGCUGCUACAAAAAUGUCUUUUGAGAACAUGGAAGCACUGAGUCAAAUUCACUCUUAAUGAACUCUAGUGAGUGGAGUACAGAAAGACAGAUUUGCACCGUUAUUUUUCAGAUGUUUAAUUCACUUUAAAAUUAAUUGAAAAUCAAGACAAAAGACACCCUUUAUGACUUGAGUAUUAGUCAGUGCUUCAGACUGAAACAAAUAAUCAUGGUUCAACUGAAACCACAGUUUCUGCGUAGCGGUCAGAAUCAGUCAUAAAUCAGAGCAAUGUCUUGAACCUUAGUGGAUGAAUAAUGGUGACCAGACUUUGAAUGUUCAGUCAGAAAUCAAGCAAAUGUUAUAUGGCUUUCAGGCCACGAAUACGUCACAUAACUGUACUACCAUCAUCUGCUUUAAUUUCAUCAAAUCAGUAUUAAUCCUAUCAUGACAUAAUCUUCCUUCAAGUAAUUCUUUUCCAGAAGAAAUCUAGAAAACUUUGGAUUUUAUUAUUUAAUAAACCACUAUUAUUAGGAACUUUAUGUGAAAUACACUGAAUCCCUAGAGAAAUGAAAUCCUCAGUGAAUGAAAUCCUACCAUGUUGAAGGAAAUAGCAAAAUUUCUUUGAUUUUUAUGUGAUCAAGAUUUAAUCUAAAGUCUUUUGCAGAAGUGUGCCAAGAACAAAUGUCUAGAUAUGACAGCACUGAAACUCAAAGUGAUCCACAAUGUUAACACCAAAAUAACUUGAAAUAUUUCCAAUGCUUCUUUGUCCAAACAAAUUCAUGUACUGCAGGAACUAUGCAUCCGUAUGUGAUAAAUCUGUCCCUCUUAUAAUACCAGCAAGCAUCAGGAAGGAUGUUAAGCAUCUCUUAGAAUCACAGAGUUAUAUUUGAAUAAAUAAAAACAAUAGAAUGUUUCCAGGCUUUGAAAUUUUGAAUAGUUUUAUAGGUACAUAGCUCCACAGAAUAUCACUGCACUGACUCAUUACUGCAAUUGUCCAUGCAAUUGAAUUCUGUGAUUAGGAAUCUGGAGAAUUUCCAAAAAUGCUUGGAGUAGGUGAAAAGCACUGAAAAUAGGUCCUCUCUCUUCCCAAAUUAGCCACGUUGAUUUUAUUCUGAAUCAUGGCCUUAAGCCAUUUGUAAACAAGAGAUCUUACACAGAAGAUACACUUGGAUUUUCACUUGGAAUUCUUGGAACAUGGGAAUGCUGAGUUAUGGUUUGAAGCAGUGGUUGAGAACCUGGUGGGAAGGCAGGACCAAUGCAUGGAAGCUCAGGUGCGUGCAAUGUACCUGAGUGACCAGAAGGAGUGGAGUCAGGAGCCACUCCUUCCCAGACCUCAUUUAAGGGUUGGCAGUGGAAGUGAAAGCAACCUGCUGGAGAUCUCCAUGUAUCUGAGGCCUUCUGAAGAUGCUUCAGAAAACUGCUGUUUGUUUACCGCUGGUUCUGCCAACCAACUCAAGAAGGGACCGAUCUAUUCUUUCAUUAAUCAAACGCAGUAUUAUCUUGAACUAAUUAUUCUUCUCCACAUGGCCUUUCUUCUGGUGUCAGCUUAUUUUCUGCUGACUCAUACUCAGGGUGCUCCUGUAGAGAAUGGGGCACUGUUAGAAACACUGAAGUCACAGGUAGGAUUAUUCAGCAAUAAAAGUGAACACUAUUCAGCACAGGUGAGACCUCCUGGCACAAGCCGACGAAUACCUCAGACAAUUAUCAUUGGAGUUCGUAAAGGAGGGACAAGGGCUUUGCUGGAAAUGUUGGAUAUUCAUCCUAAUAUUGUUGUAGCAGCUACAGAAGUCCACUUUUUUGACUGGGAUGAAAAUUAUGUGAAAGGAAUAGACUGGUAUAGGAGUUUGAUGCCAUUUUCGUAUGGAAAUCAAAUUACUAUUGAGAAAACACCAGGCUAUUUUACAUCACCACAGGCUCCAGAAAGAAUUCAUGACAUGAAUAGCUCCAUUAAGCUGCUGCUCAUUCUGAGAGAUCCCACUGAGAGAGUUAUAUCUGACUAUACCCAAGUAUAUUACAACAGAGUAGAAAGUCACAAGCCUGUUCAGCUUUUUGAAGAUAUUGUUAUUAAGAAUGGAGCACUUAAUACCAAAUACAAAGCUAUUCAGAGAAGUUUAUAUGAUGUUCAUAUGGAAAAGUGGCUUAAACAUUUCAGUUUGGAUCAGAUUCAUAUAGUGGAUGGCAAUACUUUAAUCAAGGACCCUCUUCCUGAAUUACAAAAAGUUGAGAGAUUUCUGAAUCUUCCUUCCCGAAUUAUGUCUUCUAAUUUUUAUUUUAACCAAACUAAGGGAUUCUAUUGCAUUCGAAGUGAUGGAAGAGAAAGAUGUUUACAUGAAUCCAAAGGGCGACCCCAUCCUCUUGUUAACAACACUGUUUUAGAACAACUUUAUUCUUACUUCAGAGAGCACAAUGCAAAAUUUUACAGAAUGGUUAAUCAUUCUUUUGACUGGCAUUAAUGCAUUUGCAAUCAAUGCUUCUUUAAAAGGGCCUGAAAAUGAAUUCUUUCAAGCAUAUCUUUGUAACAUGUAGAGAUUCAUAUUAUGAGAACUUAACAUACUGGCUAUAUAGAAGCAGUGAUGUGUUUGCUUCACUGGAACAAGACAUCUGUCAACUCAUUAAAAUGUUGGGAAAAAUGUUUCACAUAUUUGUAUGGUUACUCUGGAUCAUAUUCUACUCUUCUUUUUCCCAUCAUGCAAAUCAUUCCCAUCAGAAUCUCAAUGGACUUAAUUCACAUAUGAUGUUUUGGAAAAAUGACUGCUUUUAACAAUGUAAAAAUGUACAUAUUUGAAACUGUAUUGUUCUAACUGUUCUGUAUUUUUUUUUUGUUCUUGGUAUUUUUUUAUAUCAAGUAUGAGGAUAGUGACAUUGAUUUCUAGAAUUUUUCCUACAAUAGGUUAAAUUAUAUGUUAAACAGGGGCGUAAGUAGUGGCUCCAGUAAAUAAUUCAUCCUAUGCUAAUAUGUUACAACUUUCAUACAAUUAAUAAUAAUAAGAAUCUAUUUCACCUUUGAUUUUGAAUAGGUGAACUAGAAGAUCUUUGUCUGUAUAUCAUUAGUAUUAAAUCACAGUCUUAGUAUCUUGGGUCUGAAAAAAAUAAUCUCCAAAUAAUAAAGUAAGAAUAUGAACUGUCUGAAGAAGUUUAGGAAAUGAGAGAUCUGAAUGUAAAGAAGUUAAAACAUCCCAGGCAACCUCAGUUUACACCAUUAUUCUGUAUAGUAAAAUGCAAAAAAAUUGUUAAUAUCAGCACCUGUACAAAUGUUUGAUAAUAUAAAUUAUUUGACUUUGAAUUUGAAUGAAAAAGAUAACUCCUUAUCAGUACUACAAUAUUAAUUAUAUUUGUAUUCUGUGACUAAGUUAUUCUAUUUCUCUCCCAACUUUCCUUUAAGUGUCUCCAUUGCAAUAGUGAUUCUUUUGAAUAAGAAAAACACGUUUCUUUGCCUGCCCUUCAAAGCAUGGAGUAUUCUUUGUAAUUUCUAAUGCAGGUCAUGGGAGGUAUUCAGACUUAAAAGUAACAUCUUUUUAUAUUUGUAUAUCUCAAAUAUACUAUGGAUGACAUACUCAGAUUAUGUAUAAAAGUGACAUCCUGCAUAAGGAACUUUUCUUUUUGAUAUCUUUUGCCUGACAAUAUUGUCUGCUCUUCUUUUGCAUAUAUCAGUUCCAAAGAAGAAAGUCAACUUGAAAUGUUAAAUGUUAAGUGCUAAAUAGAACUAUACAAAUGCAAGCACAUGUGCUUGUUUGAAACUGUACCUUGCAAUCCAAAAAUCCUGGUGAGCUGUAAUUGCGUGGGCACACUCUAAGCAUCAGGCUCCACUUAAUCCUGUUGAACGUACUGAAUAUCUGUAUUUUUCUGUUCAAGCAACUGUUCAGGCUACAGGAUGUGUUCUCAAUGUGGAAUUCAGUCAUCUUUUUCAUGAGUUUGAAGGUAUGUAUUGCAACACUAAUUUUGGGUUUUUAAAUCGCUUUACUACAGUGCUACUUAGAUGUUAGGGAGAUAGCAUUCUUCUUCCACUGAACCUGAUCAGAAUCAGACCCACUAUAGAUUAGUUGGAAAGAGCUGUCAUCAUACUCCUUCAAGAAUUGUAAAAUAUUAAAAAUAGGAUAAUAAGUCUUGUUUUUCUACUACCUGUGAACGUAUAUCUAAGAUGGGAAAAUUAUGCUAGUUUUUCAUUAGCCUAUAAUUAACCUCUAAAAUUUUCUUUCUAAAAUAUGAUUACUUUGCUCAAAACUAUUAUUUUUUUUCUUCCAUCUUUUCUGAGGUUGUGGCUUCUUAAUCAUUAAUAUUGUUAUGGUCUGGCCACUACUCAGAAAUACAAAGUUGAUGUGCAUCAGGUGUGGAAAUAUAAAUGCAUUUCUUUCAAAUUCA
Messenger RNA from Tympanuchus pallidicinctus (lesser prairie-chicken), 7084 nucleotides. Its product is annotated as heparan sulfate glucosamine 3-O-sulfotransferase 1-like. NCBI's taxonomy places the organism in Eukaryota, Metazoa, Chordata, Aves, Galliformes, Phasianidae. Bases 3985 to 5178 code for a protein of 397 amino acids. The record is from RefSeq and is a predicted model, not a curated record. Gene Ontology annotation, molecular function: [heparan sulfate]-glucosamine 3-sulfotransferase activity. The transcript is spliced from 2 exons.